AUGCCAGUGUACUUCUGCGGGGCCUGUGGGCAUGCCUGCCAGGACCACUUCAGGUUCUGCGGUCAAUGCGGAGCGCCCUUGCCUCUGCCUGCGCCUGCUGGUCAUAGGCAGGGAGGCACAACCAAUGACACACAUGCGGAGCAGGACGUGCUCCGCUACAAGCCUCAGUUCCUGGACUGGCAGGACAAGACCGUCACCUUCGAGCUGCGAGAGAUCCAGCUCUUCUUCGCUCCCAAGACGAAGGCGUCCUACCGCUGUCAACAGGAGAAGGAGCGCAGCAUCUGUGUCUCUUCCUAUGGACGGAUCGGCAUCGUCAAGAAAGCCAAGAUGAAUGGUGACUCCCUUGCGUGCACCUACAGCGCAAGCGAUCAUGUCGCCAACAUUCGGAAGGCACAGCUCUCAGGCCAGACCUUGAGCAUGACCCUGAACGGGAGAGACUGGACAAUCACUUUCUCCAGCGCAGGGGAGGCGCAGAAAGCUGCGAGUGCCAUCCUCACUGUGGCAAUGAUGCUGUUCCAAGGGCCUCCUCCCUUCGAGCUCUCAGGGUCUGAGGUCAAGGACAGGUUCGUUCGCCCUGCCGAUGACAUCAUCAUCUCCUCGAACCUGCCGCCCGGCUGGAAGGUGUGCUAUUUCAACGAGGGUCCCCGGAAGUACACCUACUACAUGGACCUGAGAAACCUGCAGACAACUUGGCAGCUCCCAGCUGAUGUUGUUGAGAUGGUGUCACUCUCGACAAAGAAGAGGUAUCCCCGGUUCCUGGCUGACAGAGGCUUCUUCGUCUCCUUCGCCAUGUGGUCAAUCUAUUACGAGGUUCAGAGCAGUCUCGACCUGGAUCCUGAUUUCAUCUACAGAGGCUCCUUCCCCGUCAAUGACGUCUUCUCCUCUACCUCGGGCAUGGAGCCGUACUGGUGCAGGCCGGGCGCCGUCAACGCGCACGAUGGGCAGACGAGCACUGUUCUGAACCUCACCUUCUUCACCUCCAAGGCUUGCAACCUGACCAGCGACGGAACGAUCAGUGAGUCUUUCUUGGAUCGCGUCUGGCUGCCUGCCAUGCUGAACGCGCUGAGGCCGAACAAGUUCUUCACCGGCGUCAUCAUGGACGACGGCAAGGCUGACCCUAAGGCUGAGCCGAUGCAGUGGCCAUGGAGGACUGAGGACACUUUCAUACCAAACAGCUUCGGCAAGUUCCUGCAGAUGCUCAAGAUGUCGACCAAGAAGUUCGCUGAGCUCCGCCUCUCCCGCGGCUCCCUCAAGUGCGUGUUCCCUGAACAAAAGAACCCCUUGACGCAUCGGCUGGAAAUGAAGAUUGUGAGCGGCCGGCACAUGCCCAAGAAAGAUCUCUUCGGCAAGAUCGACACUUUUGUAGACUGCUCACUGAGUGGAGUGCAGACCUCUCCAGAGAAACUUUCAACGAGGUAUAUCCCUUCGGAGUACAACCCCGACUGGCAUCACGCGGAAAACUUCGGAGCGAUCCCCCGCUUUACCUUCUUCACCAGCAGCAACAAGUCAGUCCGAGCUGAGAACGUUGUGUGGGACCACAACACGGUCAAGUACAACGACCUGGUUGGUAACAUGCCGUUCGACAUCCCUUCGGACAAGCUCAUGCAUGAGAAUUGGUACCCUGUGUUCGAUCCAAAGUCGCAGAAGAAGAUUGUCGGCAACGAUAAGCAGGAAUCUCUCAUCCUCGUUCAAACUGAAUGGUCAGACUUUCACUCCGCCUCCUCCCUGUUCUCGGCCACUGGAGGAGGAGGAGCAGGGCAGCUUGCUGUGCUGGACUUGAGCGGUUGCACCGAGCUCACUCCUCAAGUUCUCUCCAGCACACUGCAGGGAGUCGGAAAGCUGAAGGAGCUGGUCCUUGGCUCUAUGGCUCCUGCCUGCGGUCCGGUGAUCGUCGAAAGCCUCAUCAAGAGCAUGUGGAGGAGCGGGUAUGCUGUCCCUCAAGCAUGGCGACCGGGCACCGAGUUCACGCUAGGGCAGAAGAGCGCGUACCUGACUGGCAAGUUCGUGGUAGUGAAAGGGCUCGGGCACGGGUGGGAGAUGAAGCAGACGCCGGACGGCAAGCAGUACUUCAUCAACCACAUCCGCAAGGGGACUCAGUGGGAGGCGCCCGGCAACGGCUUCGUCUUCGGGCAGGUGGCAGGAGUGAAGGAUGCAGAGAGCUGGGUGAUCGACGUGGAGGGUCUUACUAGAGUCGUGCCCCUCAAGGAGAUCGGGAUGAUCGCGCCGGAGCUCCGGCCAUGGGCCUCGUCCCUCAGGGUCCUCGACGUGAGUGACUUGCGCGUCAACGUCGAGCAUCUGCAGAGCCUCGCCGAGACCAUCGUCCUUAUGCCGAACCUGGCCACCAUCAAGCAGAGGAACGUGGACCCCUCCUUCCUCCUCAAUGCCAUGAGGUCCUGCAGGGAGAUCGGGGGUACCCUACCUCCCCUCCAGCAGAUCGACCUCAGCCAGCUCAACACGGGAGCUGUCUACGACUGGUCGGCCCUCGUCCCUGCCCUGUUGGCGGUACGAGAGACCCUCAACACGCCUGGUGCCGAGAUCAUGCUCAGCGGCCUGUUCAGCUCCUGCGACGUCGGCCAGCAAAUGAAGAUCUUUGGUGACCUCAUGAGUAUCCUGGAUUUGACCUCCCUCAGCACCAGCGUGAUUGAGGUGCCUCCUGCUGCGGGAGCUCAGACAGCCGUCCUGUCCGGCAUCAUCGAGAGCUCGAGGUUCUGUGGAAUUCUUGACUGCAGCGACAAGUCGUUGAGGAUCGUGACUGCGACCAUUCAAGGGAUGAAACGAAACUGCUUCAUCUCCGGACUCAUUCUGCGUCGCAUCGAGAAGCUCCCCAACAUGAUGUACCCGUUGGGAGAUACGAUGCUCUCUAAGGAGAUGGUGGAGAUGCUCCAGCAGAAUCAGACCAUGAAGAGCCUGGACAUGGCGGAGAACUCCAUGCUGCGCGUCGACUUUCCUCCCGGAGCCACCCUCGACACCGUCCCUAACUCCCACCUUUGCACGCGCAUCCUUGCUCGGAACAGCUGGCCCUCGGGUAGUGAGAUGACCAACGUGGCGGGGAUCUUGAAUGGCCUCGGUCAGAACAGGAGCAUCACUGCCCUUGACGUCAGGCUGUGCGACCUUUCAGAUGUUGGAGGCACAGCGCUGGGGCAGGCGAUGAGGAGCAACAGGACGGUGACAAGCCUCAAGUUCGACGUGAACGGGCUGUCGAUCGAGGGGAUCAAGGGCUUCAAGGGCUGCCUGUACGGCAACAAGAAGCUCGUCGACGUGCCUCCUCCUUACGUUGAUAUCAUGUGCCUCCUUGGACCCCAGGAGCAGAUCAUUCAGUCAUCCCUCCGAGAGGUACAGGAAGCCAAGGUCAAGAUCAAGAUCGCCUGCCGCGGCGGGCGGGUGAAGCCAUGGCUAGGCAACCCGGCCCUGAAGGCGAAGUCGCUCGAGGAGCUGCGCGCGGCUAAGAGGAGGGAGGGAGCUGCGAGGAGGUACAUGAAGAAAGUGCGCGAGACUGUGAAGGACGUGUGGGGGCGCAUCGAUGGCAACAAGCAACUGCAACAAGAGAAGAUGAUGGUGAAGGAGCAGAAACGGUACGAUCAGGUGAUGCGGCAGGAGGCGAAGAAGCAAAAGUUCCUCAGCCUGCGGUACAACAAGAUGAAGAAUGUGCAGUACAAGAGGUAUCGCUCAGGCGGCUACGGCCGUUACCGCCGUGACCGCUACUACCAUGACAACUACUACUACAACGAUCAUUACCAUCACGAUUAUGAUCGCUACGACGAUGAUUAUGACUUUGACGAUGACGGCAACGCCAUGAUGGCGGCGGACAUGAACGAGCAAGACCUUGCGGAGGAAGCCGCUCUGGAUGCGGACGGCGGAAAGGAGCAGGAUGGCGAACAGGAGCAGGACGAUGCCAAUGAUCUCGAGGACGUGGAGGGAUAUGGGGGAUCGGGACCCAGAGACCUCUGGGACGGGGGAGAGGAUCGAAGCCGCAACAUGAAGAUCAUGAGAGCAAUGAAGGCGAGUGUGGAGGAGCUGAACCUGGAGCUGGGGAAGCAAGAUCACCUGCUCCAGAGCGAGAUCGAUGCUGCUCUCGGCUGCAGCGUGCUGAAGUAUCAGACACUGCAGGCAUGGUUGAGCUCCAGUGUCGACCCGCAGGCCUCGGGAGUCGUUCUCGUCACCCAGGCUUCUCUUGAUCGCCUCCCAAGGCUGGAGGCGCAGCUGCUUGCAUGGAGAGGAGCUGCGUCUGUGGCCUUGUACGUCCCAUGGAGCGACCAGAGGCAAGAGACGGAAGACCGUCUGAACAGCAUUCGUGACAUGUACGGGCGGCUGCUGGACGCUGGAGUCGGCGGUGUAGUAGUGUCCAUCCUCUUCGGAAACUCUCCGUCAGAGCACGAGUACAACAACCUCUACCCCAUCAACGCUCUGCGCAACCUCGCCCUCAACACGUCGAAGUUCUGCGCUGCUGAGCUGGUGCUCCUAGUCGACGUCGACUUCCUGCCCUCCAAGGCGUUGGUGGACAAGUGCCAGGAUGAGGAGUACCUCGCAGCGAUGCGGCAGGCAAGCGCGAUCGGGAGCAUGUUCAGCAGCACAGAGCCUUACGAGGUGGAGUACCAGAGCAACUACGAGCCCUACGUCAUCAUGAAUGUCAAGACUGUCCCCAAGUAUGACGAGAGGUUCAGGGGGUACGGCAUGAACAAGAUCUCGCACUUGUACGAGGUCAGCAGAACCCACCGGCUGGUGGUGCUGCCACAAGUCUUCAUCGCGGCCUACGAGCACGCCAAGUCCACGUCAUGGGAGCGAACCUUCGGGGAGAAGAGAGACCCGGCGCAUGCUGUCAGGAUCGCUGUCUUGUGGGGGAGGUUCAGGCAGGAGAAGGACUCCGAGUAUUCCGACAAGGUCGACCGCCUUGCUCCUGCUGUCCUCUCUUGGCCCAGCAAGAGGUCAGAUCCAACUGCAGCAGUUCAAACCUCGCACGCGCUCGUGGUGUCAUUCGCUCGCCGUCGGAAACCUCUGCGAAUGUUCGAGAGGUCGAGGAGCAAGCUUCAGGAGCUGCUGGCAUCGAGGUGCCCCAGACGCCAUCCAACGCUGCUCUCAGCCGAGGCAUUCUAA
Messenger RNA from Guillardia theta CCMP2712, 5091 nucleotides. RefSeq lists its product as hypothetical. Gene Ontology annotation, biological process: protein O-linked glycosylation via mannose. Lineage: Eukaryota; Cryptophyceae; Pyrenomonadales; Geminigeraceae. Bases 1 to 5091 code for a protein of 1696 amino acids. The record is from RefSeq and is a predicted model, not a curated record. The transcript is spliced from 18 exons. Gene Ontology annotation, molecular function: glucuronosyltransferase activity; xylosyltransferase activity; protein binding.